This is a messenger RNA of Silurus meridionalis, 3137 nucleotides long. It is a transcript of the gene sowahd, whose product is annotated as sosondowah ankyrin repeat domain family d. The transcript is spliced from 2 exons. NCBI's taxonomy places the organism in Eukaryota, Metazoa, Chordata, Actinopteri, Siluriformes, Siluridae. Gene Ontology annotation, molecular function: protein binding. The record is from RefSeq and is a predicted model, not a curated record. The coding region runs from base 1873 to 2940 and encodes 355 amino acids.
AUAAGUUUAGUGCUUAUAAGUUUUAUCCCUAAGAAGCACACCAGUGGAAAGGAAACAACUCCCUGAGAGAAACCAGACUUAAAAGGGAACCUAUUAUCAUUUGGGUGACACUUAAUGUCCAUUCAUUACAGUUUUAUUAUUGAUGAGGUGUACUGUUCAGUGAUGGGUGCUUAAAUGCAGAAAUGUUUGUGCAAACUGUCCUCAUCAGCACAGAGUGGUCUCCAAUUGAAGAGAAUUAAAUCCAGAGUUAGGUCGUCAGGAUGAAUGAGGCAGAUCUGAAAAGAAUAAAGGGACAGGAUCAUUGGUCACUGGUCCUGCAUACCAGGGCUGCUCUUUGGAGCCUGUUGGGUAAGAUGUCCUAGAUAGGAAUGUAAUUCUUCUUCUUUUUCUUUUGGCUGGUCCAUUUAGGGGUCGCCACAGUGAAUCAUCCAUCCCAAUAUCACCCUGUCCUCUACAUCUGCCUCUUUCAAACCUGCAUGUCUUCCCUCACCACAUCCAAAAGCCUCCUCCUUGGCCUUCCUGCAAAUGUCCAAACCAUAAUCGUGCAUCGCUCACCUUGUUACAAAACGUCCCACAUGCGCUGUAAUAAACUAAUUUCUAAUCCUGUCCAUCAUAGUCACUCCCAAUGGCAAUCUCUACAUCUUCAACUCUGCCACCUCCAGCUUCAAAUCCCGUCUUUUUGACAAUACCACUGUCUUUUAACCAUCCUAGAUAGGAAUGUUAAGGUUAAUGUCACAACAUUAACCUUAACAUUCCUAUCUAGGAUGGUUAAAAGACAGUUUCUGAUGUUGAAGUGCUGAUAUUUCACUUCAACAUCAGAACCAUUAACAUGACAUAAUGGCCUCAUCAAAGUCAUGUGUAUAAAAAAACAACUCAACUAAUCAUCACCGUGGCCUGGUGCCUCAUGUGGAUCAGACUCUAAGCCAAACCUACUUAAGAGUCUUCUCUAAACUAAACAAACUUAUUGAAGAAAAAAAUGUUGCUGUUACUGGUCUACUCAACUGAUUUAUGUCAUCCCUCAUAUAUAAUUUUUAUCUAGAUGCAUGUACUGUGCAAAAAUCAACAGAUCUUCACAUUAUAAUAAAGCAUUCUUUAGAUAGUGAUGUUAUUACAGUAAUGUUAGCUAAUUAAACUAACCAAAUAAACAUAAUAAAGAUCUUCCAUAGAACUGCACCUAAAUCAAGAAUACUAGCAAUAAUAUAACCACUGACUGAAACCUAACCUUGCUUAAUGUUUAUUUAUUAGGCCAACAGCAAACCUGUUAUGUACUGUAGAAAAAAAUGCAUUUCUACCUAAAGAAUUGGGUAUAAAAUCCUACAGUUUUAAUACGUGAAUAUGAUAAAGAUACUGAGCUUCGAGGUUGCGGUGUGCUUGGUGAGAAUUUCUCUUUAUUGCAAGACAAAAUAAAAGGCAUGUCCCAGUCUGGGGGACACACCACUGUAAUCCUCCCAGUUGCAAUAAGUAACUGAUUAGUAGUGUUUCCUAUUCUGUAAUCUUAGGCAACUUGAACAGUCAUGUGCUCGGCGUGUCUGAGUUGUCAGAGAUAUUAUCUGACCUUUGAGUCAAGCAACAUUUGAAGGCUGGCGCGUACCGGAGCCGGUUUUAGUGAUGCCUUCGUUGGAAAUGUGAUGCACUUCGGCUCAGACAUGAUAAUGAAUCGGAUCAUUAUCUUCUAGAUUUCGGAUUUCUGUUCUAGUAAAGUUUGUAAGGGACCCGCUGACGGAGAGUUUAGUGGAGCGCGGAUGAAAUCUUUGAAUAGGUGAGACAGAAAGACGCGCAGAAUCGGGGGAUUUCUGAAGAAGACAUUUUGUGGAUAUGUAAACUACUUCGGCGGAUAUGUAAACAAGUGAAGACGAGGCGGAUAAUAUAAUCAUGUGUGACAGCGCGCGCAGCCGCGAGCUGUCAGACAGCGACGCCAUCAAAUCUGAAACUCCCUCGGAUCCUCAGAUGGGCGAAUCCGCAGGGCUGUUAGACGAACAAGAACAUGAAGCGAGGAUUCACACGGACAACCCGAUCGAAUCCGAUCCUGGAUUUGCGGCGGCACCGAGCACUGAGAAGCGCGCGGCCAAACUUGUGACGCGCGCGGCGUCGCUCCCAGCCAGCGCUGCUGCGCGCAGGUCCCGGUUUCAGAGACAAGCGGAAGCUUCUGAACCGAGAACAUCGACCGAGCUUCAGGAGAAAGGCGCCAUCACGCCCGCCAUGCGGAAAAAAUACCUAAAGGACCUGUUUUUGAACUAUAACUCGUAUAGUGGCCUGUCGACCAUCUUAUCGCUGAGGAGCGCGAGGGAAUCGUCGAGGGACUGCGUGGAUCCGCCGACGCUGGGCGCGGACGAGAGCAGUGCAUCCUGGGUACUGGACCCCACCGAACACGCAUGGAUGCUCUCGGUUGUGGAUGGAAAUUAUGACACGAUAACUGAGUUUCUCUUGGAGGACAGCAGUUUACUAACCAGGAAAGACUUUGUGAGUGGUUACACAGCUCUCCACUGGUUAGCCAAGAAAGGCAAACACGAGACUUUAUUGAAGCUUCUCAAAGACGCCGAGAGGAACGGGUCUCCAGUGAACGUGAACUUAAAGGGCAGUGGGGGUGUUACACCUCUUCACGUUGCUGCUAUGCACAGCCAGUAUAUGGUCAUAAAGAUCUUAGUUGGCGCGUUUAGUGCCAGUGUAGAUGCCAUGGAUUACAAUGGGAAAAGGGCAUGGCAAUAUCUCAAAGGAAACGCACCAGCAGAGAUGAAGGAGCUUCUUGGUGCAUGGGAUGAUGAACACACCAGUUGGCAGCUAAAUGCAAACAACAAUAAUGCGACCUACAUUGAAGGAGCGACAUCAGACGACUACCAAAACGACACAAAAGGCGUCGACACCCUCAAUAGAAAUAGCCUAUGGCGCUUUGGGUCAUUUAGAAAGUUACUCUCCCCCUUUUUAUCCAGAGCUAAGAACUAAAGGACCUCGGAAACAGGCUAAUUAUGUACCAUAUACUACUGGGAAUACUAAGGUCAUGCAAAUAUACAUAUUUCAGAUUAUCGUCAAUAUUGUAUUGGUUUUAAUACUUAAAGCUAACAAGUAAACAUGGUCAUAUUUUGUAUAUUUGCUAUUCCUUGUAAGUAUGUAUAAUGUACAUUAAAUUAACAGUAAUUGCA